AUGUUGAAGCCUUUCCAGAUCAAAAAUCUUCGUGGGUCUGUCCCUCAAGACCGCGAGGAGUCUUCAGGUUACUCUUCCGGCCCUUCUAGGGUCGUGCAAAUCUCGGCCACCGACUAUGAUGAUAUUGCCUCUAAUCAUCCUCGAGCGAGGCUAACCUAUGUAGAUGAUGAGGAUGGAGAUCAAAUUACGGUGGGGUCUUCUCUUGAACUCUCUCAACGUCUAGACGAGCCUAUAGAUAUCUAUGCUGGAGCAGAAACCGCCCAACUGCCCCAAGAGGAGCUAAGUCCGAUGCAUUUGUUUGAUAUUCGUCGAUCAAACUCUGUAACGGAGCUGUGGCGACGGUUUGAACAAGAGAAAAGUGAGAGUAUCAGACUCGACGAAACAGCGAGCCCCACGCUGUCUUCAACUGAGCUGGCUGUUGGUAAUUCAACAAACCACCCAGUGUCGGACCAAGAACCUGCUGCGGUUAUUUCAGAGCCCGAAGAGGAGUCCCAGCCCUUCUUGGCUGCAUUUGAAGCCGAGCUAGCCAAUCUCCUUGACUCAGCCGAUACUUCCAAUGACCGGGCCGUAUCACCCGAAACAUCACAACCGCCUGAUACCUCAUCAUCAAACGCAAAUAAUCAGAGAGCACCACACCCACUUGAGGUUGCUGCUGCCACCUUCCUCUAUCAUCUUGUGAAUGGGGCGAACUCGGUGCAGUCAGAGCUGAGAUCAAGACUCCCUGAGCUGCAACGUCAGCUACAUAAUGCUCAGACAUCUGUCCCAGAAAACGUGCGGGCAUCAUUGCAGACUUUUCUCACCACAGUUGAAGCCCAUAUGCGAACUGCCUUCAACAAUCUGCCUGAAAAUGGAAGGCAUAUGGCGGAGGAGGCAAUCAAUGCUGGGCGGCCUGUAGCUGAAAAUGCCGCCGAAAGUCUACGAAUGAUGGCAUCUGACUUCAAUGAAGCUAGUCGAACCUUGUUCGCUGCGUUUGAACAUGAAUUUGGCCGAUUUGGGGCGACUGAGCCAAGCUUAACGACACCCGGGGCGCCACAGUCUACAUCCCCCGGCGCAGGGAGUCACGGACCAUCAGCCCGACCGACAGACAUGGACACCCCAGGUUCCGAACCCAAUUUCCGAACCCAGUCCCCUCAUGAACGCGAUGUCCUGGCCAAUCAGGAUCUGCACAAGAAAGAUUCAGUUAGCCCCGAGCAGCCUCUAAAAGCCGAGACUGGAAUUAACAAGAAUAUCUCAUUGCCAGACACGAGCAAUGAACCCCCAAGACUUUAUCCAACACCACCAGUACCCCCGCCGAAGGAACCCUCUGCCCAGUCAGAGGGCUCUGAGAAAAAGGUUUUGUUUAUUGGAAACAUUGGCUUCAAUGUCACUGAGCGAAUGAUUCAAGAUGUGUUUGCUUCCAAGGGCUUUAUUGUGAAUGUGCAUCUUCCACUGGACUCUGUUUCCGGGAAACAUGCUGGCUUUGGCUACGUGGAUUUUCCCUCGAUCCAUCCAGCCAUGGCCGCAAUGGACGUGCUACAAGGUAUACACAUCGAUGGACAUGCCAUCAACCUUGAAUUCAGCGAGGAACCACUCAUGGAGCGCAUCCAACCAUCACAGCACCAAGUUCCUCAGGUGGAACCGGAUACUCUCUAUGGGGUAUUCACCCGUCAAGAACUUUCUUCGGAGAGGUCUGUGGGAGACAUCAACCCGCGACGGAAUGUCCGUCCGAUCAGCCGUCGGAAAUCUGUGAGUUUCAAAGAACCAGAUAUUCUGGUUGAAGGUUCUCUGGAAAAAGAGACGGAAGCCAAUUCAAUGCAGGCGAAAUCCCCUUUAUUGAUCGAUUUAACAAAUGACGAGCCUACAUCCGUCCCUUCACACGGACAAGGACAUGAUGAUAUUCCGUCCCUGGAUUCGGAUUUAGAAAUGAGUCGGUUUCCCCCCGUCUCUCAAUUAGAGGCGCAGCUUUUUGCAAACCAACAACGCAAUCAUCCAUCGGAAACUACUAUCCUUGCGAAUGACGUUACUACAAAUGGCGCGGUCCCAGAGUCUCAUCCUCAGAGAUCCCACAGCAUUUCACACGCUCAACGCCCCGCCUCAAUAUCCUCGCAUGCUCCAGGUGAAGCGCAGCUUCGGGACUCAGACAGCCCUGUCCUUCGUCGGGCAAAUACCAUAACCUUUGCACGUGAGGGAAGCCAAGCGUUUGAUGAUUCCAGUGCUGCACCUCUAAAUUUUCCGGCCUAUGCCAAUCCUGGGCAAAGGCGCCUUGCUAGAGAGGGUCGCCCAUCUCGGUCUAAUACUCGAGCUGAGACUGACACUUGGGCACGACUAGAUAGAAGGGAGCGCCGGCUAUCUAGGUCCAGGUCGCAUCACAGCAUCCCUGGAAGUUUCCCCGUUGAAGCAGCCUCCCAGCUCUCGCCCUCGCUUCCACUUGGCAACGAGGUUCUUGAGUCUCAGGAAGAUGACAUCGAGCGAUGCAUCUCAUCCCUUAUGGAUAUGGGCUAUGGAACUCCUCGAGAUGGUGGCCGAUCUCGAAUUGCUGUCUAUGCUGCAGCAUCUAAUGGUAGCCUGCUUGAUGCCAUUGAGAUGAUUGAGGAAGAACGAAAGGUUUAUGCCCGCCAAGGCAGGAACUGA
This is a messenger RNA of Penicillium macrosclerotiorum, 2610 nucleotides long. Its product is annotated as RNA recognition motif domain-containing protein. Bases 1 to 2610 code for a protein of 869 amino acids. NCBI's taxonomy places the organism in Eukaryota, Fungi, Ascomycota, Eurotiomycetes, Eurotiales, Aspergillaceae. Gene Ontology annotation, molecular function: RNA binding. The record is from RefSeq and is a predicted model, not a curated record. The transcript has 3 exons.